CAUUAUGCAAUGGUAUAUAUCUUCGAGUUCUUGAUCUAUCUAAUAAUUCCUUGAAUGGCACCAUUCCCCAAUGCUUCUACGCAAUGAGUGAGACUCUAGGGGUUCUUAAUCUAAGGAGAAACAACCUCUCUGGCACAAUAUCUGACAAAUUUCGAGGCAAAUGUGGUUUACAAACUCUAAGUCUCAACAGCAACCAACUAGAUGGAAAGUUACCCAUGUCUCUAGCCAAUUGCACAAAUUUGGAGGUCUUGGACAUAGGCAACAACCAUAUUGAGGAUAUUUUCCCAUGUUACUUGAGGAACAUAUCCAGGCUACGUGUCCUUGUUCUGCGAUCGAAUAGUUUUCAGGGGUCCAUUGGUUGUAAUGGGACAAAUGUCACCUGGCCUAUGCUUCAGAUUUUGGACCUAGCUUCAAACAACUUUACUGGUCAAUUUCCAAGAAAAUCUUUUUCAACCUGGAAGGCAAUGAUGGCCAAUGAAGAUAAAGUCAUGUCAGAGUUCAAUCACCUCCAAUUUAAAUAUCUAGGUUUUGGUCAGUUUUAUUAUCAAGAUGUAAUUACAGUUACCACUAAAGGUCUAGAGUGGGAGCUAGUGAGGAUUCUGACUCUCUUUACCUCAAUUGACGUUUCCUGCAACAAACUUGACGGCCCAAUACCAGAAGAAUUAGCAGCAUUCAAAUCACUAUAUUCUCUGAACUUAUCACAUAAUGCUCUUUCUGGACAAAUCCCACCAUCUCUGGGAAACUUAACUCAGUUGGAAUCGUUAGACUUGUCAAGCAACAAUCUCACUGGGGAGAUCCCUAUGCAAGCUGAAGAUCUUACUUUCUUGGAAGUCCUAAACCUUUCGUUCAAUAAAUUGGUGGGGCGGAUUCCCCAAGGCAAGCAAUUUGCUACGUUUUCUGAAAAUUCCUAUGAAGGGAACAGAGGAUUAUGCGGAGACUAUUUGAAUAAAAAAUGUGCUGCUGCUACAGGGCCAAGAUCGCCACUUCCAACAUUUGAAGAAACUCAUUUGAAUCCUGUGAUUGUGAUCGACUGGAAUGUCGUAAGUGCAGAACUAGGAUUUGUUUUUGGCUUAGGAAUUGUCAUUGGACCUCUUAUGUUUUGGAAGAGGUGGAGGAUAUGGUAUUACAAGCACGUUGAUGACAUUCUUUUCAGCAUCUUCCCUCAGCUGUAUCUUGGAAAAGAAUAUUAUCAAAGACGAGCAAAGAGGAAUAAGGAGCGAAGGCACUAUUGAUAGGAUGAUAGAGCCCCAGCUAAGCCACAUUGCUAAUUAAAGGUUUUGAAGCAUUCAUGAUGGACUGAAGUCAUGUAUCUUGAAGUUACUGAGACAAAUUUAUAGUUUUACUAAAGUUUUAGAUUUGAUA
Molecule: messenger RNA, 1362 nt
Organism: Quercus robur (English oak)
Lineage: Eukaryota; Viridiplantae; Streptophyta; Magnoliopsida; Fagales; Fagaceae
Product: receptor-like protein 33
Exons: 2
Coding region: 84-1232 (382 amino acids)
Molecular function (GO): protein binding
Source: RefSeq, a predicted model, not a curated record